AUGGACCAGUCUGCGACGACAGCUGCAUAUGUCUCAGGGAUGAAAGAGGACCUCAAACUCUACGGCAAUGAAUUGGUGGAAUUCACCACAUAUUUCUCCAUCGGAUAUGCCCUUUUCAUCGUGCCAUCUCAGCUCAUCCAGACUCGCGUUCGACCAUCUCUGUUCCUCCCUCUAUGUGAGAUCAUCUGGGGUUUAUUCACACUCUUUACCUACAGAGCUCCAAAUGCAAAGACUGUUUUUGCGCUGCGAUUCUUCCUCGGAGUUUUCGAGUCUACGUCGUGGCCUGGCAUCGUGAACCUGAUCUUCAAUUGGUAUCGUCCCGAGGAGUUGGGAAAGCGAUUGGCGAUCUUUGGCGUCAGCGGCGUCGCGGGAAACAUGUUUCUCGGCAUUGUUCAAGCCGCCCUCUACAGGAACCUCAACGGCGUGUCUGGCCUUGCUGGUUGGCAAUGGCUCUUCAUAAUCAGCGGUAUAAUGACUAUUUUCUGGGGUCUUGUCGGUCUUGUCAUCAUUCCAGAUUCGCCUGCCAUCACUCGAGCUCUCUGGCUCUCAGAAUCUGAGCGAGAGCUUUGUCGUCUUCGAAUGAGCGACAGCGGCGUCAAGACUUCCAGAAUAAUACCCUUCAAGACUUUGGUUCAAAAGAUGAAACUACUUGUCCUCAGCCCACUCUCAUACCUGUUUUUGGCAGGCUAUCUACAGUUCGCAUGGAGUCAACGCGCAAACGCCUAUUUCCUCCUCUUUCUAAAAGGUCUUCAAAACGACGACGGAACACCCCGCUACUCAGUCUACACAGUCAACCUUAUCCCGCUUGGUGGCUACGCUAUAAGCAUAGUCUGCAACAUUGGUCUCAACGCCCUCAGUGAUUGGAAGGCCUGGCGCUGGCAAGUCAGCGUUAGCGCCGCCACUUUACAGCUCAUCGCUACCUCGGUUCUCUCCGGGUGGCCUGAUUCGUGGAAGACCAUCAUGGCUUUCUAUUUUCUCACUUUUGCUACGGCUGCUUGGGGCUAUGCUCUCCUUGCGUGGUUGGCGGAGAUCCUGAGGAAAGAGCCGGAAGUGAGGUCGAUUUUAGUGGCUAUCGCUGUUACACUUGUUUAUGCUGGGCAUGCUUCGAUACCACUUCGGGCUUGGCGGGUUAGUGAUUCACCCAGGUAUCCUGUUGGUUUCCCGUUGGCUGCUGCAUUUAGUGUUGGAAGCAUUGUUGCCAUUAUGGGAAUGUGGUUCUAUGUGCGGAAAUAUCCUGAUAUUGUAACUUGGGGACUGGAUCCAGAAGCUGCCAAGGUGCGUGGUGAGGAGGUUAUUCCAAGCGAUGAUGACCAGAAGACACCCGUAGAGAGGAGCGAUCGAGUUUAG
This is a messenger RNA of Fusarium odoratissimum NRRL 54006, 1347 nucleotides long. RefSeq lists its product as uncharacterized. Bases 1 to 1347 code for a protein of 448 amino acids. Lineage: Eukaryota; Fungi; Ascomycota; Sordariomycetes; Hypocreales; Nectriaceae. Gene Ontology annotation, molecular function: transmembrane transporter activity. The transcript is spliced from 2 exons. The record is from RefSeq and is a predicted model, not a curated record. Gene Ontology annotation, biological process: transmembrane transport. Gene Ontology annotation, cellular component: membrane.